GUCCGCUCUUCACCCAAUCCGCUCCGCUCCUGUCAGCCUGCUGCUUGUAAUCCACACGAAGCUGCCUGCCGCGUCUGAAGCUCUGCCUUUGAGCCAUGGCUAAACUGAGUAAAGAGACCAAGCAGCGGCUGCAGCAGGUCUUCCAAUGCGGCCAGUUCGUCAUCCGAUGGGGCUUCAUUCCUACGGUGCUCUACCUAGGCUUCCAGCGUGGAGCGGAUCCCGGAAUGCCUGAACCCACAAUUCUGAGUUUGCUAUGGGGCUGAGGAAGGCUCUGCACGCGACCCAUCCACUCAUCCAUCACUGUGGCGGGCCGGACCCUCGGGAAGUCAAGUGGAUAACAAUGGACUGUUCCUGUAAUAACUAAUGGCCCUCAGAAAUAUAGUAUAUAUAAAAUACAUAGAAUAUGGUAUCUGUAUUUAUGUCUGAAUUGCAGAUGACCAAGGGAGUAAUGUGAUUGUCGGAGGUGCAUGACUCGUCUUUUUGUUAAUCCAUUUAUAUUUGUGUAAUGCUUUGUUUGCAUAUGCAUUAUUAUUGCACGCAUAUCUGCAUACGUUGGAAAUGGCUGUUUUUAUCCUGGAGAUUCUGACAAUAAACCUUCAGUGAGAUUAGUGUCUUGUG
Molecule: messenger RNA, 618 nt
Organism: Gadus chalcogrammus (walleye pollock)
Lineage: Eukaryota; Metazoa; Chordata; Actinopteri; Gadiformes; Gadidae
Gene: tomm7
Product: translocase of outer mitochondrial membrane 7 homolog (yeast)
Exons: 3
Coding region: 96-263 (55 amino acids)
Biological process (GO): protein import into mitochondrial matrix
Cellular component (GO): mitochondrial outer membrane translocase complex
Source: RefSeq, a predicted model, not a curated record